This is a messenger RNA of Ramularia collo-cygni, 1410 nucleotides long. RefSeq lists its product as uncharacterized. The transcript has 5 exons. Bases 1 to 1410 code for a protein of 469 amino acids. The record is from RefSeq and is a predicted model, not a curated record. Lineage: Eukaryota; Fungi; Ascomycota; Dothideomycetes; Mycosphaerellales; Mycosphaerellaceae.
AUGACAGAAGAAAAUAUUCAAACCGGAGGAAGAAGUGCUCGCAAAGCCGUGCAAGAGGCCGGCUUCGAGUUCAGCGAGACUCUGAAGAAAGAGCUGGAAGAGAAGAUAGCAAAGGCAGCUUUUAGGAGCGAGAAUGCUAGUGCCAUUGCGCAAGCGGAUAUGCCCACCAGUGCAGGCAAGUUUGAGAGGGAAUUGGCCGCUGCGCGGCCAUGGUCUGGGACCGAGCGCGUGGAAGACGCCUCUUCUCGAAUGCUUCAUGAUGCCCAUAGGCCGCUGCAUGGUGCACAGAGAACUACGGCACGUGUCCCGAAGAAGGUUGAUACUGGAAGACCGAGUAAGAAGGUCAACAUUGGGGUGAAGCUCGCAAGUGCAAAGGAGAGAUCGUCUAUAUACACCCUCACCAACGAAGAGGCCGAGGGACUUACAGAGGAAGAGAGGGACAAGUUCCGGCAGGAGAUGAAAGCUCGCUUCCAGUCUGGAGCUCGUUCUGUACCAGCUUCAUUGUCUGGAAUCGCAGCUCUGGCUAAUGAAAGAAUCGAGGAUGCUAUUGCGAGGGGCAAGUUCAAGAAUCUACCGCGUGGCAAGAAAAUUGAGCGCGAUUACAACGCAAGCAGUCCUUUUAUUGAUACGACGGAAUAUUUCCUGAAUGGAAUCAUCCAGAGACAGGACAUACUGCCUCCACUUAGAAACGAUUGGAAGCGACAUGUUGCGAGGGUCAUAUCAAGCCGCGGUGGCACACUCGAGAGCAAAAUCAAACUCGCCGAGGAGUACGCAUUCGCUGAAUCUCUUGAGAACCCAUCCAAGAAGCAAGUUGAGCAGUUCAAUGCCGUCAAUACAGAAGGUAACCUGACUCAAAUCACGAUUACUACUGAGCCGAAGCUAGGGAACUCUGCAAAUUCUGCAACAACAGAAGAAGAAAUUAAGAUCGUGGAAGAUACCUUCGACGAGAAUGGAAGCUUGAAGCCACCAGAACAGGUGAUAGUGUCCAAAGAACAGCCGAGCUGCUCGCAGGCAAUUCCUCCUACUUCACCAAGACGACCGACAGUGCCAGCUUUCCGUGACCCACAAUGGCUCCAAACCGAGCGACCAUACCAUGAACUGGCCGUGAAGGAGCUUAAUGGACUUACCAGGAGUUACAAUUUAAUGGCGCCAGAUCUUGCUAAGAAGCCGUACUUCAGUGUAGAGCGGGAACUGCAAAAGUGCUAUGCCGACGUUGCACCACAGGUCGCUGCAACUAUCCGGGAGAGGGCUCUCACUCCUAAGAUCAAAGGCAUCGAGGUCAUUGGCCAUCGCCCUGGCGGGGUGCUCGAUAAGUUUUCUAUGGACAAGGCCAGUCAUGUGUACGAUGAACGAAAGCCACAAUAUGGUUGGAAGGAAUUUUGGCGGGAUUUGUUUGCGCCAAAGACCUGA